CUCACACGGCGGGAAACAGAGAAGAAGCCAAGUAUAACUCAAAACCAAUCUUUCUCUCCGCAAUUGGAUUACAGAAAUCAUCUCGACAAUUGGAUUACUGAAAUUCAUCUCCUGAAGAAUGGAUCAAAAUGGAACCAGUUAUUAAUUAGCAUGUCGACAAUUGAGUCGAUACCUAAAGAGAAGAGUGCAAUGUACAAUUAUUGGCUUUGGACUAUGUUCUGUGAACAUUUCCUUGCAGACUAAUAACUCCAUUCGCCAUAAAAUUCAGCGCACAACUUAAACCAUUUAGUUAUGUCUCUCAAUAUUAAAAGCACAUUGGUGAACAGUGAGUUCCUACAACUACAAGAGGCAAAUAACUUCAUCAAGGCGGCUUACAAGGAACUCAUGACAAUGGCUUAUGAAGCAAAGACUUGGGUUGUUGGAACUCCAGCAGUCGGUUCAGUUGAAGAUUUCCUUUCUAUAUUCCGAAGUUCGCCUCAAUCUGGAAUGAGAGUUGAGUGUUCCAUCGAAAGUGCUUUUCUUCCAAUUUCUCCAGGAAACCUGAUUACCAUCUUAAUGGAACCGAGUCAGUGGCCUUCAGUUUUGCCUAAUAUUGUACUUGAAGGAUCAAGCCAUGCUCCUACUGGUGUUUUCCAGUGGUUGGAUGAUGAUAACUCCAAGACAUUCUAUGCAAUGGUUGAUGUCGAAUACCAUUUACCCUCACCUUUUGUGCCAACAAGGCAAUUCCGUUUCUUGAGAUGCCUAAAGAUGAUUCCACCAGGUGUGUGGGUGAUUGUUGAUUUGUCGGAAGAUUAUUUCCCUCAUACACCUGAUUCUCCAAUGAAGAAUCGAAGGAGGCCUUCUGGGAUGAUAAUCAGGACGCAUGACGAUUCUUGUGAGGUCUAA
Messenger RNA from Pistacia vera, 885 nucleotides. Its product is annotated as homeobox-leucine zipper protein ROC2-like. Lineage: Eukaryota; Viridiplantae; Streptophyta; Magnoliopsida; Sapindales; Anacardiaceae. Gene Ontology annotation, molecular function: lipid binding. The record is from RefSeq and is a predicted model, not a curated record. The transcript is spliced from 6 exons. The coding region runs from base 292 to 885 and encodes 197 amino acids.